Messenger RNA from Ceratitis capitata (Mediterranean fruit fly), 974 nucleotides. RefSeq names its product PXMP2/4 family protein 4. Gene Ontology annotation, cellular component: cytoplasm; membrane. Lineage: Eukaryota; Metazoa; Arthropoda; Insecta; Diptera; Tephritidae. The coding region runs from base 242 to 907 and encodes 221 amino acids. The transcript has 5 exons. The record is from RefSeq and is a predicted model, not a curated record.
AAUUUUCACAGUAUAUAACGAACGUGGGAGCUGAGUGGUUGUGGCUGACAUGUGCCAGACGAUUUUGAUAAAGUUUAAAUAAUAUUAAUUUCCGUUUAUAAACAAAUAAAUUUACAGUGCAAUGUUUAAUUGAUUUAUAACGAGUAAAUACACACAUUCGUGCAAGUGGAAAAAUUUUCAAUUCAGAAUUUCUGCGUAUACCUCAUUCGCGAAGUACACAAUAAAUUUCACACCACAAAAAAUGGUUGUACCCUUAACACUAAAUUUUCUAAAAUCGCAAUGGCGCACAUUUGCGAACGCUCACCCAUUGGCGAAAGGUAUGAUAUCUUAUGCUGUGCUAUGGCCAACAGGCUGUCUAAUUCAACAAACGAUGGAGGGCAAAAAUUUGAAAACAUAUGACUGGAUGAGUUGUUUGCGUUAUUGUGUUUUCGGCUCCAUGUACGUGGCGCCGACAUUACAUGGUUGGGUGCGACUCACCUCCGCUAUGUGGCCUCAAAUGAAUUUAAGAGUCGGCGUAAUGAAGGCUCUAGUCGAACAGAUCUCAUAUGGCCCAUUUGCUGUUACCAGCUUUUUUUUCUUUAUGACCCUGCUGGAAGGUCGUAGCUUCGAGGAGGCUGUACAGGAAGUGAAGAAAAAGUUUCCAAAAGCUUUCGAAGUUGGCAUUUGCGUUUGGCCAAUUAUUCAGACAAUAAAUUUCUCAAUGGUACCAGAGAAGAAUCGCAUAGUAUUUGUUAGUGUCUGUAGUUUGGUGUGGACGACAUUUUUAGCCUGCAUACAUACGAAAAAUCUGCACGAAGAAGCACAAGUUGAAGAUGUAGCAACACAGAAGAUUUUACAACAACAGCAAAAAGAAAUGACAACAAAUGAAAGCUUAGUUUUAAAAGUCAAACGUGCGCUGGCGCUUUGAAUACAUAUACAUAUUUAUACGAAAACAAGUAUAUAUGUAUGUAUUCACACGUUGUUAUUAUUAUUAG